AUGAGCCUAAUCCUGAAAAAUUCUCUAUUAAGACUUGGAUAUCCAAAUUUGCUACGAGUAUUACCUACUAGAUAUAAAAGAUUUAAUGCUAAUCUGAGUUUCAAAAGAAAUAUUUCAGACUUUAAUAUGUCCAGAUUAUCAAAUGGAAUGAGAGUUGCAACCAUGAAAUUUGGAAUCGACAGUAUUCCAAAUUCUCUGACUUUUGGAUUAUGGGUGGAUUCUGGAAGUAGGGAUGAAAAACCAGGUAAAAAUGGGAUUGCUCACUUUUUGGAACAUUUAAUCUUUAAAGGUACAUAUAAUAGAUCUAGAAAAGAAAUUGAAAGUGAGAUUGAAGAUAUGGGUGCUCAUUUAAAUGCUUAUACUACUCGGGAACAAACCGUUUACCAAAUAAGAUGCUUUAAUCAAGAUUUACCAAGGUGUAUGAAUCUUUUGGGUGACAUUAUUAACAAUUCCAAAUUUUGUAAAUCUGCUAUUGAGCAGGAAAAGGAGGUUGUCUUAAGGGAAAUGGAAGAAGUGAGUAAAUCUGAGGAGGAACUUAUUUUUGAUGAUUUGCACAGAGAAAUCUAUAAAAACCAUCCACUUGGAAAUACUAUUCUUGGCCCAAAAGAAAAUAUUCUUAAAUUUAAAAGAGAAGAUUUGCUUAAUUAUAUUCGUACCAAUUAUAAUCCAGAAAAGAUGAUGAUUUUAGGAGUUGGUAAUAUUGACCAUAGUUCUUUUAAGAAUAUUGCUGAGACUUAUUUUGGAAAUAUUUCGAAUAAUAACAGAAAUUCAAUAAACCAAAAAAGUGUUAAUACUGAAACUUCAUCUUAUUACCAAGAUCUGAAUAACAACCAAUCUGUUAAGAAACCAAUAUUGGUACACAGAAAAACCAAUAUUGAUGGUAAAACUCUUCUUGCUAUGGCAUAUAAUGGUGUAUCUUGGAAAUCUAAGGAUCUUUUUAAGAUUAUGUUUCUCCAAAGUAUGCUUGGGGAAUAUGGAACGAAUAAUAUCAAUAGAGUAACUGGCUAUAAAAACCAAAUUCUUGAAAGAAUUCUUUCUGGUAUUAAAGACCACGUUGAAUUUUUUGAAACUUUCAAUACAUGCUACAAAGAUACAGGCUUAUUUGGAUGGUACCUUAAAAGCAAUAAUGAUCUCAGUCACAAAGAAAUUUUAGAAAAUGCCAAAUUAAUUAGCUCUAGGUUUAAGAACCUCCAUUCAUUGAUUACUGAAGAUGACAUUAUAAGAGUUAAAAGAAUCCUUUCUUAUCAAUUAGCUUCAUUAUAUGAAAAUUCUGGAACACUAUUUGAAGAAAUUGGUAGAGAUUUAAUUGUAAACAACCAUUAUACCAGUAUUGAUGAUAAGCUUGAACAAAUACAAAAAAUUGAUCUUGAAGGUAUUAGAGAAAUUAUUCACAAAUAUUUUCAUUUUGAUCUUUUAGGGUAA
Molecule: messenger RNA, 1422 nt
Organism: Cryptosporidium ubiquitum
Lineage: Eukaryota; Apicomplexa; Conoidasida; Eucoccidiorida; Cryptosporidiidae
Product: mitochondrial processing peptidase beta subunit
Exons: 2
Coding region: 1-1422 (473 amino acids)
Biological process (GO): proteolysis
Cellular component (GO): mitochondrion
Molecular function (GO): metal ion binding; metalloendopeptidase activity
Source: RefSeq, a predicted model, not a curated record